Molecule: messenger RNA, 216 nt
Organism: Colletotrichum orchidophilum
Lineage: Eukaryota; Fungi; Ascomycota; Sordariomycetes; Glomerellales; Glomerellaceae
Exons: 1
Coding region: 1-216 (71 amino acids)
Source: RefSeq, a predicted model, not a curated record
AUGAUGGCGACUAACCAAGAGUCUCAGGCGCAGCACGCAAACACGGCAGUCGUCCUCAUCGACUCCUUCAACGACCUCCUUCACCACGAGGGCAAAGUCUACUCAUCGGUCAAGGAACCCCUAGAGGUCACGGGUACGAACGACAACCUUAAGACCCGGGUAUCCGCCGCGCGCGAGCGAAAGAUUGCCAUCUUCUACGCCCUGCACCGGACUUGA